GCAGAGGAGAUGGGAGCCGGCCAGCAGACUCCUUAAAUCAAAAGAAUUGAACGUCGAAUUUGUCACAGUCGGGAAUAAUUGACGGAAAUCUACAACUAACCGCUAAGGCUACGAGCUGUUUCAAAACUGGGGGCCAGUUUUUGUAUCGUUAUACGUUUUUUACUUUCACUUUCUGUUGGGCGUAAAGGAAAAUUGUUAACUGUUAAUCGCUAACGUCCGAAUAAGAAUGAUACACUAAACAACGUUUUAACAACUUCAGAAUAUGUUCAAGGGGCUGGAGAGCUGAUGUUUCUAAAGAUCCUUCAAAACACUGGUUAAACAGAAGCUUGAAUUUAGCAGAGCAAAGGCGACCUGAACUCAACGAGAAGCCAUGGGAAGUGCUCUUUCGUGGAACAAAUGGCCGGCCACACAGCCAGGAACCAUAGGAGAGAUAAGCAAGCGAGUUCUUUCCUCCUCAGAGGAAAUGCAGCCUUCACUGAUAAAGAAAGUGGAAACGAUGGCGUCUGUCAUAGAGCUGCUUCUGGAAACACUGGCUGAUCUCAGUGACAAGGAGCUUUGGAUUUUCCAAGUUGAAUUUCACAUCCGCCAUCGGGACUCAGUAAUGUUGCCACGGGAGAUAUCAGACCGACAAGACGUUGUGUUUUUAAUGGUCCAGACCUACGGCCAAAAGGCUGUGGAGAAAACCAAGGAGAUAUUGAAGGAGAUGAGCAGGACUGAUCUGGUGCAGAGGUUGUCAGACAGCAACUCAGGACCCCAAAAAAAACUCCCUGUGGAUGAACAUCUGUCUGCACUGAUCCACAAAGUGGCGACCCUGAGGGCUGUGAAAGAUCUGCUUUUGGAAACACUCAAUGAUUUGAGCCACGAGGAGCAAGAAAGCUUCAAGUGGUUUCUACAGUUCAGUCUCUUCCAGAGGAGCCGUCCAUAUAUCUCAUGGAGACAACUACAGAGGGUAGACAGUGGAAGCAAUAUGGUAGAUGUGGUGGUGGACGUGUGUGGUCAACAGUCUGUGGAGGUGAUGAAGGAGGUUCUCAUGGACAUGAAGAGGACUGAUCUGGUGCAGAGGCUGUCAGAGGCCAGCCCAAGACCCAAAGUUGUCAUUAGAUAUGUUGAAGCUGCAGGAUCAUCAGCUGAAGCAUCUGGUGUGAACACCGAGGAGGGAGAGAAACAAUCUUUGGAUGAACGUUGGCCUGCACUGAAGCAGAAAGUGGAAACGAUGGCGUCUGUCACAGAGCUGCUUCUGGAAACACUGGCUGAUCUCAGUGACAAGGAGCUUCAGAUUUUCAAAGAUGUCCUCCGUCAAUUUCACAUUCGCCAUUGGGACUCAGUCAUCUCAGACAUGCUGUCACUCAAGACAGCAGACAAACAGAACGUCGUGUUUUUAAUGGUCCAGACCUACGGCCAAAAGGCUGUGGAGAAAACCAAGGAGGUUUUGAAGAAGAUGAGCAGGACUGAUCUGGUGCAGAGAUUGUCAGACAGCAACUCAGGAUCCAAAAAAAAACUCCCUGUGGAUGAACAUCUGUCUGCACUGAUCCACAAAGUGGCGACUGUGGCAGCUGUUAAAGAUCUGCUUUUGGAAACACUCAGUGAUUUGAGCCACGAGGAGCAAGCAAGCUUCAAGUCGUUUAUACAGUUCAGUCUCUUCCAGAGGAGCCGUCCAUAUAUCUCAUGGAGAGAACUACAGAGGGUAGACAGUGGAAGCGAUAUGGUAGAUGUGAUGGUGGACGUGUGUGGUCAACAGUCUGUGGAGGUGAUGAAGGAGGUUCUCAUGGACAUGAAGAGGACUGAUCUGGUGCAGAGGCUGUCAGAGGUCAGCCCAGGAUCCAAAGUUGUCAUUAGAUAUGUUGAAGCUGCAGGAUCAUCAGCUGAAGCAUCUGGUGUGAACACCGAGGAGGGAGAGAAACAAUCUUUGGAUGAACGUUGGCCUGCACUGAAGCAGAAAGUGGAAACGAUGGCGUCUGUCACAGAGCUGCUUCUGGAAACACUGGCUGAUCUCAGUGACAAGGAGCUUCAGAUUUUCAAAGAUGUCCUCCGUCGAUUUCACAUCCACGGUCAUAAGUCACGCAGCCCUGAAAUGCUGUCACUCGAGACAGCAGACAAACAGAAGGUCGUGUUUUUAAUGGUCCAGACCUACGGCCAAAAGUCUGUGGAGAAAACCAAGGAGGUUUUGAAGAAGAUGAGUAGGACUGAUCUGGUGCAGAGAUUGUCAGACAGCAACUCAGGACCCAAAAAAAAACUCCCUGUGGAUGAACAUCUGUCUGCACUGAUCCACAAAGUGGCAACUGUGGCAGCUGUUAAAGAUCUGCUUUUGGAAACACUCAGUGAUUUGAGCCACGAGGAGCAAGCAAGCUUCAAGUCGUUUAUACAGUUGAGGUUCAACCAGAGGAGCCAUCCACAGAUCUCAUGGAGAGAACUACAGGGGGUAGACAGUGGAAGCGAUAUGGUGGAUGUGGUGGUGGACAUGUGUGGUCAACAGUCUGUGGAGGUGAUGAAGGAGGUUCUCAUGGACAUGAAGAGGACUGAUCUGGUGCAGAGGCUGUCAGAGGUCAGCCCAGGACCCAAAGUUGUCAUUAAAUGUGUUGCAGCUGCAGGAUCAUCAGCUGAAGCAUCUGGUGUGAACACCGAGGAGGGAGAGAAACAAUCUUUGGAUGAACGUUGGCCUGCACUGAAGCAGAAAGUGGAAACGAUGGCGUCUGUCACAGAGCUGCUUCUGGAAACACUGGCUGAUCUCAGUGACAGGGAGCUUCAGAUUUUCAAAGAUGUCCUCUGUCAAUUUCACAUCCGCCAUUGGGACUCAGUCAUCCCAGUAAUGUUGCCAUGGGAGACAUCAGACCGACAAGAUAUUGUGUUUUUAAUGGUUCAGACCUACGGCCAAAAGGCUGUGGAGAAAACCAAGGAGAUUUUAAACGAGAUGAAGAGGACUGAUCUGGUGCAGAGGCUGUCAGACAGCAACUCAGGACCCAAAAAAAAACUCCCUGUGGAUGAACAUCUGUCUGCACUGAUCCACAAAGUGGCAACUGUGGCAGCUGUUAAAGAUCUGCUUUUGGAAACACUCAGUGAUUUGAGCCACGAGGAGCAAGCAAGCUUCAAGUCGUUUAUACAGUUGAGGUUCAACCAGAGGAGCCAUCCACAGAUCUCAUGGAGAGAACUACAGGGGGUAGACAGUGGAAGCGAUAUGGUGGAUGUGGUGGUGGACAUGUGUGGUCAACAGUCUGUGGAGGUGAUGAAGGAGGUUCUCAUGGACAUGAAGAGGACUGAUCUGGUGCAGAGGCUGUCAGAGGUCAGCCCAGGAUCCAAAGUUGUCAUUAAAUGUGUUGCAGCUGCAGGAUCAUCAGCUGAAGCAUCUGGUGUGAACACCGAGGAGGGAGAGAAACAAUCUUUGGAUGAACGUUGGCCUGCACUGAAGCAGAAAGUGGAAACGAUGGCGUCUGUCACAGAGCUGCUUCUGGAAACACUGGCUGAUCUCAGUGACAGGGAGCUUCAGAUUUUCAAAGAUGUCCUCUGUCAAUUUCACAUCCGCCAUUGGGACUCAGUCAUCCCAGUAAUGUUGCCAUGGGAGACAUCAGACCGACAAGAUAUUGUGUUUUUAAUGGUUCAGACCUACGGCCAAAAGGCUGUGGAGAAAACCAAGGAGAUUUUAAACGAGAUGAAGAGGACUGAUCUGGUGCAGAGGCUGUCAGACAGCAACUCAGGACCCAAAAAAAAACUCCCUGUGGAUGAACAUCUGUCUGCACUGAUCCACAAAGUGGCAACCCUGAGGGCUGUUAAAGAUCUGCUUUUGGAAACACUCACUGAUUUGAGCCACGAGGAGCAAGAAAGCUUCAAGUGGUUUCUACAGUUCAGUCUCUUCCAGAGGAGCCGUCCACAGAUCUCAUGGAGACAACUACAGAGGGUAGACAGUGGAAGCGAUAUGGUAGAUGUGAUGGUGGACAUGUGUGGUCAACAGUCUGUGGAGGUGAUGAAGGAGGUUCUCAUGGACAUGAAGAGGACUGAUCUGGUGCAGAGGCUGUCAGAGGUCAGCCCAGGAUCCAAAGCUGCAGGAUCAUCAGCUGAAGCAUCUGGUGUGAACACCGAGGAGGGAGAGAAACAAUCUUUGGAUGAACGUUGGCCUGCACUGAAGCAGAAAGUGGAAACGAUGGCGUCUGUCACAGAGCUGCUUCUGGAAACACUGAAAGAUGCUGCAACACAUGAGUUCUGGGAUGCCCUCCUAUUUCAAACUGAUUUAUACAGAUACUUCCCAAACCUCCCCUCUUUUCUGCUGAAGGUAAGAGAUGUGCAGGACAUGAUGUUUAUAAUGGUGCUGAUGUACGGCCAAAAGUCCGUGGAGAUGAUAAAUCAGGUCUUAAAGAAGUUGAACAAGACUGACCUGGUGCAGAAGUUGUCAGACAGCAGCUCAGGACUCCAAAGAAAAAAGGAAAGCUCUGCAGGUGAACACCACUCUGCACUGAUCCAGAGAGUAGCAACAAUAGCAGCUGUUAAAGAGGUGCUUUUGGAAACCCUGAAUAAUUUGAGCAUCGAGGAGCUCAAGAAAUUCAAGGACCUCUUGCGGUCGAUUGUCUCUCACAAGGACCUUCCAGAUAUGCCGCCGAGUUACAUGACAGACAGAGCGAAAGUAGCGUUUCUGAUGGUCCAAACCUACGGCCAGCAGUCUGUGUGGUUAACAAGGGAGGUUCUCAUGGAAAUGAAAUUGCCUGCUCUGGUUCAGAGGUUGGCCAUGCCCAGCUCAGGAUUCCAAGAGAAAACCUCUGUGGGUGAACAUCGAGCUGCACCGUCUGAGAGCGCAAAAGCUGUUAAAAAUGCCACUGUUAAAAAGAUUCUUUUAAAAACACUCAGUGAUUUGAGUCACAAGGGGCUUGAAAAAUUCAAGUGGUUGCUGCAGUUCGCGUACUUCCAGAGGAGCCUCCCACAAAUCCCACUGAGCCUACUGUACAGUACAGACAGGGCAGACCUUCUAGUGGAUCUGAUGGUGGAGAACCAGCAGGCUGUGGAGGUGACCAAGGAGGUUCUCAUGGACAUGAACAGGACUGAUCUGGUGCAGAGGCUGUCAGAAUCCAGCCCAAGACCCAAAGGGCCUUCAGGAAGCUUGGAGCCUGAGGCUUGUGGAAGUGUUAAGGACUCGAGCGACUGGACUAAACUUGAACCUGAAGUCAGCAGCACAGGUGCAGAUGAGGCUCCAACUUACAGCCUGCAGUCUGAAGCAGGACGCUUUGAAUGCAGCGUCUCUGGCUUGCGUUGGGUCUGUGAGGCAAAGAUAAGCUUUAAGUAUCAGUUCUGCUCUUGGGAGGAACCCAUGGAGAGGAUGGAAAGCCUCGGAUACAUGCCUGCAGGUCCCCUAAUGGACAUCACAGUCACUACUGGGAAGUUAGAUGAAGUGUACCUGCCACACUGGAUCUUCACAGAAGACAACCCUAAGAUAUCCGACAAGUUUGCAGUCCUGCACAUAGACGACUGUGGGGAUGUUGUGGAAAAAGUGUCUGAGGUCACAGCUUCCCACGUCAAGUUAUCCGAACCAGUUUUUUCUCCCAGAGCGGUCCUGAUUAAAGCUGGUUUUCCUGUGAAAAUAAUCAGUAACGUGUUAAUAUAUCAGACCAACACAGCAUUCCUCACGCUCCACAUUUACCUGAUCCCAUGUGAUCCUGGUCUACAGCAGGCAAUGGACCGGAAACAGUUAACCUGCGGAUACAAAGUGAUCCAGAAGCCACAUCCAGAAAAGUCCCUGAAGAUGGGUGAUCGUUUCACUCUGACAGCAGAUGAGGAUGGUGCAGAAAUUUGUCCUGAAAAAUUGAAGCUCAGAUAUCACAACAGCCCAAAUUUCUUUGAAGUGUUUGUUGAAAAUCCAAACAGAAACUUCGGCCUCAGGCUCACUAAAGAAAGAGAAGUUCAGCCAGUAUGGAUGUGCACAAUUCGAAAAGAUGACUACAAAAGGACAAAAGAUAUGACAGGGGAGCAGUUUGUGGAUGAACACCGGUGUGAGCUGAUCAAGAGAGUGAGCAACAUAGGACCAAUCUUGGAUAAGCUCCUGAGGGAACGUGUAAUAAAUCAAGAAAGUUAUGAUAUAAACUGGGCUGUGCCAACCACACAGGAGAAGAUGAGGACGCUCUACAGUGGUCCCCUGAAUGCUGGUGGACGUGAGGCGAAAGACAUCUUCUACAAAAUCCUUGAGGAAGAGGAGCCGUAUCUUGUUGCUGAGCUCAAGUCAUAAACACUGUGACCACAGUUAAACCAACAUAGAACAUAAACUCUUUGCUAUCUGAACCCAGUAUUUUGACAUGGGGGGGGGCUCAUAACAACAAUUAUAACAUAACCAACAGUCUCUCACUUUCAAUAAGCAAAUAUUAGCAUGAUAAGGGGUAUAUGAGCUGAUAAAUGAACAUUAUAUUUGAGAAAACUGUGGAUAGAUUAUUGCAUUGUUUUUAUGAGGAUGAUUGCCUUGUGUCAGUGGCAACAGAGGAGGAAGCAGUGUCACUUUACCAUGAGCUGGUCUCUCUGUGCUCUAAAGGUGGAUUGGAUUUUCUGUUACAAAGUGGAUGAGAAACAGGCCUGGAGUGCUAGAAACCAUCCCUGAAAAUCACAGAGCAAGAGGCAUGGAAGGGUUAAAUAUGGAGCUGGAUUCAUGUGUGAAAGGUGUGAAAUGGUGCAUAAAAUCAGACUCUUUUAAGUUCAGGAUUGUACAGAAGGACAGACCACCCACCAGAAGAGGAAUCCUCUCAAAUGUCAGCUCCAUCUGUGAUCCCCUCAGAGUGCUGAACCUGUGGCCUUAACAGCAAAGGAAAUUUUGAGGGACUUAUGCAGGAGAGGGGCUGGCUGGGAUGACACUGUUCCUGAGUCAGUAUGUAAGGAGUGGCUGAAAUGGCUGCUGCUGUUGAAAAGCAAGCACUCAGACAUACGCAAUGCUUUCAUUAUGGGAAAAGCCAUUGAAGUCUGUUACCUUCCCCAGAAUGGUGCUCAUUGCUGAAACCACGGCCAGCCGCAUGGAUGUUCUGUGGAGGUAAGAGCUGCAGAUGGAUCUUUUGGAUUCUGUGUUUUGGACAGACAGUUCAUUUGUACUGAAAUACAUCAGGAAUGAGACUUCACAUUUCAAAGUUUCUGUUACUAAUCAGGCCUUUCAAAUCCUAAAAGCUUCCUGUCCUACUCAAUGGAGAUACGUGGACUUCCAGCGAUCCAGCUGAUGUAGCCUCUACAGAUGUGAAGGUGGAUGUAUUUAUUCAGAACACUGCAUGGGUGUCAGGACCUCACUUUAUUUUACAUCAUGAGAGUGAGUGGCCUGUUGACAUGGAAGACAUCAACUAUCUUUCACCUGGAGACCCUGAGGUCAAAAGGGUUGCUGCAGUGAAUGUUAUGCAAGGAAGAUCCUGUCACUCACCUGAUCCAGUAUUUUUCCUUUUGGACUCGCCUGAAGAAAUCAGUGGCAUGGCUCUUGAGGAUUAAAGACUGGCUCGUGUCCUGUGUGGAGAAGAAGCAGAGAUCCUCAGUGGCAGAGGAGAUGAAUCAUUUUAAAGGGACAGCUGUGCAUAGUCCAAGUCUUACAGUGAAGGACUGGGCUGAUCUUGCUAUCAUUAAUUUCUGUCAAGGACAGAGAUUUCCUGAAGAGCUAGCCAGUCUGGAGAAAAGCUAGCACAUUAAGAGAUCCAGUCACCUCCGUAAGCCCUGCCCACAGUUACAAGAUGGAAUCCUGAGAGUUGGUGGUUGGCUCAGUAGAUUCCACUGCCUGUGGAAGUUAAACAUCCUGUAGUACUGGCAAAGGAUCUUCACAUCUCAGAGCUCUUGCUAAGACAUGUACAUCAGGAAGUGGAACAUGGUGGACAUCUGGAAGCAUUGACACCAAAUCACUUACUACUGUUAAAGGCCUCGCCUUCAUUACCUCCUGGAGUGUUCCAACCAACGGACAUGUAUGCACAUAGGAGGUGGAAACAGGUUCAAUACAUGUCUGACUUACUCAGGAAGAGAUGGGUAAAAGAGUACUUACCUCAGUUACAGGAGCAUCAGAGAUGGACAGGAGUGAAGAGAUCUUGUGGUUAUAAUGGACAGAAUGGUGCCUUGGAACUCUUGGCCAAUGGGGCGAGUGAUACGAAACUUUCCGGACCAAAGAGGAUUUGUUUGCCAGGUGCGGAUUAAAACACGAACCAGCCUGCCUGGACCGGCUGAUUACGAAGGUCUGUCUGCUGCAGGAGGCUGAGGUCGGUUGAGGACAGACUUCAGUUGUGAGUUUUGGGCUGCUGGACUAUCUUACUGUUUUUGCUUAUAAAAGGGCACUCACUCACCUGCACGGAGGAAGGAGGAGAGAGGGAAGCUGCGCAGCCACAGUUUUUAAUCGACUGCACAUAUUGCACGCACAUUUGCAUGUUUCAUCCGCAAUUUCAUCUUGCCAGUUUACAUAUUCGUUUACGUAUUUGUAAGCCCAAAUCCGCUAUAUAAAGAAUCAUCAAGAGGAACACGGACUCAGCGUGUUUUCUCCAAUAAAUCACAGCGCGCCACACAGACAGGCAGGGCCCAUCCUAAACUCCACAGAUAUAAUGCUUUGUAGCCUAUGGUUAUUAGCUAUUGCAUAUACAGUUGAAAAUUUCAUACCUUAGCAUGGUUACCAUUAUUCCGUUUCUAGAAUGCCAUGGCUUUGAUGUGAGGAUAUGUAAGACAGCGGAAGGUCAUCUACUUCAGUUCAAGGUACCAAAUACAACAGAUACACAGAUAAUCUCAAAAGAUCAACUGAUCUCCCGCUUUUGUGGACAGACUUUUAAAACCUGAUAACAACACCUGGAUAAAGUAUAGAGAAUACUAUCUUCUCCAUUCAGCUCCAGUUAUUCACCAACAUGCCCUUCUUUAUGUUGGGUGUUACGCCCCCAUUGAGGCAGAGCCAAGGGGUUACCAGAGGCUGUAACACAACAACCAAAUGGAGCCAAGGUGGUGGAGAAAAUAAAAACUUUUUAUUUUUACAGCAAACUAAACUUAACACACAUUUAAACCAAAAGGAAUGUGGGGGGAGAGAUGGGAACUGUGUGGUUGUGCCAAAAUAAUCAAAAACAGUGCAAUAAAACAAGGCCUGACUUCUGACUACUGAUUGCGAGAAAAGAACAAACAAAAGGCCUACCUCUCUUAUCUAAAAAGAAACUUAAAUGAAUUAAACAUAGUGGGUGGCACCAACCAAUAAACCUCGCGUAUGUAGACAAAUAACUUCUAUGUGCAGCAAAAAAGUGUAGGGUACCCCAAACUUACCAAGUUACCACAAUCUCCCACCACAUGCCUUUACCUUAAUUUGCCAAGUAAACACAAGCCUCACAGGCCAACAGACAAAAAAAAUUUAAAAAAUCCUGAGAGAGAGCAUGCAGGUGUGCUGGCUUUUAUAUACAGAGGACCCUGAAUGAUGAUUGGCCAGCUUUAAGCUUCAAUGAACCAAUCAGCAGCACAGCCUGGCUACACAGGUGGAUCCACUCUAGGAGCUUGCACCUCCUGUUCUGUCAACAGGAGGUGCAAGCUCCUAGAGUGGAUCACACACACACACACACCUGCCUGUACGUAACAACAAAUAUGAUUUUAAGAUAAUAAAAUGAAAUUCAAGACAAAAUUAAGAUGCAAUUUAACAAAACAGAAUAAAAAGAUUUUUCUAAAAAAAUGUAAAGGCAUAAUAAUCAAAGAUCUCAGAGUCUCACAGGAGUGAACCUCCUUGUGUGUCUUUUAGCUCUUCUCCUUGACACCUCAAUCCAAACGUCACUUGACUAGCAGAUCAGAUGUUCUGUGGACUCUUGUGAAGUUUUUCGGACUAAUUUCUUCCAUUUUCACACGAAACACGAAUACUUGAACUCCAACAUCCUCAGAGCAAAGGAUGAUUCCCUUUAGCCCCCUUUACACCUUUGAACCUUAAAGGGAAACUUGGCAGCUUCUCAGUCAGCUUUGCAUCAUCACAAUCUGAGUAGUACAUGCAAAUAAUCGAUGUUAGACCACCGAGUUGCUCCACAGAACGCCACAGGAAGUCCUUCCUCCCUGUGGCUAUCAAACUCUUCAGCUCAUCCCUUUUCCCCACAAAGGACAAUAAUAAUUUAUCCUGCACUAUCUACACUUUAAGAUUGUAUCUGCACCUUAUCCGCCAUUAUCUAUGUCAUGUAUAUACUCUGUUAUUUUUUUAUAGUACUCAGUUAUUUUUAUAUUACUCUGUUAUUUUAUAUUUUGUGUGAUUACCUGACACUUUCGUUUGCCUCUUGGUACUGCAACCCUGGUACAACAAUUUCCUGCGGGAUCAAUAAAGUUCUUAUCUUAUCUUUAA
Messenger RNA from Scatophagus argus, 10252 nucleotides. RefSeq lists its product as uncharacterized. Gene Ontology annotation, cellular component: cytoplasm. The record is from RefSeq and is a predicted model, not a curated record. Bases 371 to 6199 code for a protein of 1942 amino acids. NCBI's taxonomy places the organism in Eukaryota, Metazoa, Chordata, Actinopteri, Scatophagidae. Gene Ontology annotation, molecular function: protein binding. The transcript is spliced from 41 exons. Gene Ontology annotation, biological process: innate immune response; inflammatory response; regulation of apoptotic process.